AUGAAGUUCUCAAUAGCCGCCACUACCGCAUUGUUGCUUGCCGAUUCGUCGCAAGCCUUUGUCAAUCCUUCUGGAUCCUUCAGCAGCUCUACCCGCAUGAACAUGGCAAUGGAUGCUCCUGACAUGCAAGCUGCUGCAGCCACUGCCUCUAGUGACCUUCCAGUCAUUCAAAGAUCUCAAUACGGACCUUCUGAUGUCCGAUACUCGGACUUUCUCCGAUUGGUCUCUGGUGACCGCAUUGAAAAGGUGACCUUUAGCUCGGAUGGAUCUCAAUUGCUGGGUGUUGAUGUCGAUGGAACACGUCUCAAGAUUGAAGCUCUUCCCAAUGAUCCCAGUCUUCUUAAUGAACUCACGGAACACAAGGUCGAUGUCACUGUCCUUCCACAACAAGAAGCUUCUGGUCUUGGUGACCUCGCUCAAUCUCUCAUCUUCCCUGCUGCUCUCUUUGCCGGUCUCUUUUUCCUGAGCCGCAAUGCCGGUGGUGCCGGUGGCGGCAUGGGAGGAGGCAUGGGCGGUGGACCCGGAAACCCCAUGGGAUUCGGAAAGUCCAAGGCCGAAAUCCAAAUGGUCCCCGAUACCGGUGUCACUUUUGACGAGGUGGCCGGAUGCGACGGCGCCAAGUUGGAAUUGGCCGAAGUGGUCGACUUUUUGAAACAACCCGAAGCGUACACCAAGAAUGGAUGCCAAAUUCCCCGUGGUGUCAUUCUCGAUGGACCUCCCGGUACUGGUAAGACCCUUCUUGCCAAGGCUGUGGCUGGAGAAGCCGGAGUUCCAUUCAUCUCCAUCUCUGGUUCCGAAUUCGUCGAGAUGUUUGUCGGUGUCGGUGCCUCUCGCGUUCGUGAUAUCUUUGGACAAGCCAAGAAGAAUGCUCCCUGCAUUAUCUUUAUCGAUGAGAUUGAUGCCGUCGGUCGCCAACGUGGUGCUGGAUACGCCGGAGGUAACGACGAACGUGAACAAACGGUCAAUCAAAUUUUGGUCGAGAUGGAUGGGUUCGACGGAAACCCAGGAAUCAUUACCAUUGCCGCCACCAAUCGUGUCGAUAUUUUGGACUCUGCCCUUUUGCGUCCCGGACGCUUCGAUCGCAAGGUCACGGUCGACCUUCCUGACUUCAAGGGACGUACCCGUAUCUUGGGCGUCCACUCUCGUGGAAAGCCUUUGGAACCCGAUGUCGACCUCGAGGCCAUUUCCCGUCGUACUCCUGGAUUCUCGGGAGCUCAAUUGGAGAACCUCAUGAACGAAGCUGCCAUUACGGCUGCCCGCAAGGCCAAGACCACCAUUGGAUGGGAAGAAAUUGAUGGUGCCGUGGACCGAAUCAUGGUCGGUUUGGAAAAAAAGGGAGGAAACCAAGUGGCCAAGCAAAAGGAAUUGGUGGCCUACCACGAAGCUGGACACGCUGUUGUUGGAGCUCUUGUCCCUGAUUACGAUCAAGUCCAAAAGAUCACCAUCAUUCCCCGUUCCAACGGUGCUGGUGGUUUGACCUUUUUUGCCCCUCAAGAAUCGCGUCUUGAAUCUGGCAUGUACAGCAAGCAAUACUUGGAAUCCCAACUUGCCGUUGCCCUUGGUGGACGUCUCGCCGAAGAACUCAUCUACGGAGAAGACAUGGUCACCACUGGUGCUUCCAACGAUAUCCAACAAGUUGCCAACAUUGCCAAGCGCAUGGUCAAGGAAUGGGGAAUGAGUGACAAGAUCGGACGCAUUGCCUUGAGCGAACCAUCCGGUGGAGGUCCAUUCAUGGGAAUGAACAUGUUGCGUCGUCAAACCAUGUGGGGUAACAAGAUUUUGGGAACUGUCGAAGAAGAAGUCGAACGUCUUGUCAACAACAGUUACUUGAUCGCCAAGAAGAUUUUGGACGAGAACAAGGACCUCCUCGAACACUUGACCCAAACUCUUCUCGAACAAGAGGUUGUUUCUGCCGAAGAAUUCCAAAUGAUGUUGGUGGAAUACAAGGCCAAGACUAUUGACUACGCUCUUCUCGGAGAAGAGAGAAACCGCGAAAAGCUUCCUUUCCAAGCCCUUCCUCUCAAGGUUUAA
This is a messenger RNA of Cylindrotheca closterium, 2031 nucleotides long. NCBI's taxonomy places the organism in Eukaryota, Bacillariophyta, Bacillariophyceae, Bacillariales, Bacillariaceae. The record is from the annotation of a GenBank genome assembly.